Molecule: messenger RNA, 405 nt
Organism: Chiloscyllium plagiosum (whitespotted bambooshark)
Lineage: Eukaryota; Metazoa; Chordata; Chondrichthyes; Orectolobiformes; Hemiscylliidae
Source: RefSeq, a predicted model, not a curated record
GGUCUCCCCGGGCCUCAGGGACCAAUUGGACCUCCAGGAGCUAAAGGACCCACUGGCAAACCAGGUCUCCCAGGAUUACCAGGAGCAGAUGGACCACCGGGUCACCCUGGCAAGGAGGGUCCAACUGGAGAGAAGGGCAGCCCAGGUCCACCAGGGCCACAGGGUCCUAUUGGCUAUCCAGGACCACGUGGUGUCAAGGGUGCUGAUGGUGUUCGUGGCUUGAUGGGACAUAAAGGCGAGAAGGGUGAAGAUGGUUUCCCAGGAUUCAAGGGUGAUAUGGGAGUAAAGGGCGACAGAGGUGAGCUUGGUCCAGCGGGUCCCAGGGGAGAAGAUGGUCCGGAGGGUCCGAAAGGCCGGUUUGGGCCGGCUGGAGAUAAUGGCCCACCUGGGCCGUCUGGUGAGAAG